AUGUUGGCAUCGGGCUUGUUUUACCUUAUAAUUUUACUAUUUCCUGGUUUCUUGUAUGGAGCUCGAAUUUUGGCUUUGUUUCCGGUUCCCUCCCAUUCGCACUAUUAUCAUGCCCUUCCAUAUCUCAAAAACUUGGCCUCUUUGGGUCACGAAAUAACUUCAGUAAGUCCAUUUCCAUCUGAAGAACCAGUGAAAAAUAUAUACGACAUUUAUGUUCCGGAAGUGUUAAAUAGUUUUGACGAACUAUUGAAACAAAUGACAACCCCGAAAAACACGUGGGAGUUCUUCGACGCAACCAAUGAAUUUGUGUAUAAUAUUACUAAAGAUGUAUUUAAUAACGACGGAGUGCGACGAGAGAUACUCAGGCCGGGAAAGGCUCAGUUUGAUCUGAUUAUUGUGGACAUAUGGAAGUACGAUGCUUUUUAUAGCCUUGCCGCCUAUUUUGAGGCUCCAAUUAUCGGAUUAGCUCCCUGUGGAAUCGAUUGGAAAAUAGACGAAAUGGUUGGUAAUCCAUCGCCGAUGUCCUAUCUUCAGUCGCCCUCAUCUUACCUUUACAACCUGGAUACUUUUGGGGGUCGCGUGGCACACGUUGUGGAAGUCGCCAUUUCUUGGUUCAACUGGCACUGGCGUUAUGAGCAAAAGCAUGAGGCACUUUACAAAAAGUAUUUCCCAAAAAUAGCUGAAACAAAGCCACUGUCUGAAAUUAGCCAAGACAUUGCUUUAGUUUUGGUAAAUCAACAUUUCACAUUGGGUCCACCACGUCCGUAUGUUCCGAAUGUAAUCGAAGUUGGUGGUAUGCAUAUUGAUGAACAACCUAAAGCUUUAGCCCAGGAUCUGGAGGACUUUAUCCAAGGUUCUGGUGAGCAUGGUGUAAUUUACUUUUCUCUGGGCACCAAUGUAAGGACGAAAAAUAUGGUAGAUGACCGCAAGAGAAUAUUGAUAGAAGCCUUUGGCAGCCUGCCACAACGCGUCUUGUGGAAAUUCGAGGAUGAAGAGCUGCAGGAUAUACCGUCGAAUGUUCUAGUACGCAAAUGGUUACCGCAACAGGACCUACUGGCCCACCCAAAAGUGAAACUCUUUAUAACCCACGGAGGUAUGCAGAGCACCAUUGAGAGCAUUCACUAUGGUAAGCCCAUGCUGGGAUUGCCCUUCUUCUACGACCAAUUUACCAAUGUGGAUCACAUCAAAAAACAUGGCUUUUGCCUGUCUUUGAACUAUCAUGAUAUGACAAGUGAUGAGUUGAAGGCCACAAUACUCCAGUUGCUGACGGAGAAGAGAUUUGAGGUCACGGCAAGGAUAGCAGGUGCUCGCUAUCGAGAUCAACCAAUGAAGCCUUUGGAGACAGCUGUCUGGUGGACUCACUACGUCCUGCGUCACAAGGGAGCACCUCAUAUGCGGGUGGCCGGGAGAAAAUUGAGCUUCUUCACCCACCACAGUCUGGAUGUCUUGGGCACUGUUCUUCUUGUUAUUUUGCUUGUUAUCAUUGCCAUUCUUCUUAUUAUUGUUUUUAGUGUUUGUAAGAUUUCUAAGAAUAUCUCAACGCGUUUAGUUGUUAAAAAACAACGAAAGCAGAAAGUUCGUUAG
Molecule: messenger RNA, 1584 nt
Organism: Drosophila melanogaster (fruit fly)
Lineage: Eukaryota; Metazoa; Arthropoda; Insecta; Diptera; Drosophilidae
Gene: Ugt35E1
Product: UDP-glycosyltransferase family 35 member E1
Exons: 2
Coding region: 1-1584 (527 amino acids)
Cellular component (GO): membrane
Molecular function (GO): UDP-glycosyltransferase activity; glucuronosyltransferase activity
Source: RefSeq, marked reviewed